Molecule: messenger RNA, 3144 nt
Organism: Juglans regia (Persian walnut)
Lineage: Eukaryota; Viridiplantae; Streptophyta; Magnoliopsida; Fagales; Juglandaceae
Exons: 5
Coding region: 403-2901 (832 amino acids)
Biological process (GO): activation of GTPase activity
Molecular function (GO): GTPase activator activity
Source: RefSeq, a predicted model, not a curated record
GAAAAGGAGCUCUCUCUCUCUCUCUCUCUCUCUCUCUCCCCUUCUCUGUAUGGAGAGUUUUGUUCUCAUUCUGAUCUCCCAAACUGAGACGUCUCUCUGUCUUCAUUUCCUCCACUAAUUUUGCCCAAAUUUUCUACCUUUUCUUCCUCCCUCUUACGUAGUUUCAGUUCCCUAAUCCUCUUUCCUUCUAUCUUCUUCUAUAAAUGCUCUGUUUCUUUGAUUCCGCCUUUUGUUUUUCCUAAACUCUCUCUCUCUCUCUCUCUCUCUCUCUAUCUGAAUUCCGAUCAUUCUUCACCAAGCUUUAAUUUUACUUAAACGGAUAAACCUACUGUUGUCGGUUCUUUCUUCUGGAAAAGCAACUCAAUUUUGUCGAAAUAAAUUUCUCUCGUCUUUUCCAAAACCAUGUCGCAAACUCUGAUCGAGCCGGCAUUGCCGGAAUCUUCUUCUUCUUCGAGUGAUGGCUCUGUUUCUGAGAGAUCUGUGGAGGAGAAUCGUCAAUUCUCGCAUCUCAGAAGUGUGCAGUGGCGUAGAAAUCUUGGAAUUUUGCCCUCUCCUCCUUCCUCUUCCACUGAUGAUCUCCGUCGGGUCACCGCAGAUUCUCGGAGGAGAUAUGCUGGUUUGAGAAGGCGCCUCCUAGUUGAUCCCCAUAUUCCCAAGGAUGGAAGCAGUUCUCCUGAUCUUGUAAUGGACAAUCCACUGUCACAAAACCCAGAUAGUACCUGGAGUCGUUUCUUUCGAAACGCUGAGCUGGAGAAAAUGGUUGACCAGGAUUUGUCACGUUUAUAUCCGGAACAUGGAAGCUAUUUCCAGACACCUGGAUGCCAAGGCAUGUUACGACGAAUCUUGUUGUUGUGGUGCCUGAGACAUCCAGAGUAUGGUUACAGACAAGGGAUGCAUGAACUAUUGGCUCCUCUAUUAUAUGUUCUUCAAGUUGAUGUGGAGCGACUCUCUCAAGUUCGAAAGCUUCAUGAAGAUCACUUCACUGACAAAUUUGAUGGCUUAUCAUUUCAUGAAAAUGAUCUGACCUAUAAUUUUGAUUUUAAAAAAUCUCUAGACCCUAUGGAAAAUGAGAAUGGAGACCAUGGAAAUGUGACAAAAGUUAAAAGUCUUGAUGAGCUUGAUCCUAACAUACAAACUAUUGUGUUGCUAAGCGAUGCUUAUGGGGCUGAAGGCGAACUUGGUAUCGUCUUAUCUGAGAAAUUUAUGGAACAUGAUGCAUACUGCAUGUUUGAUGCUUUGAUGAGUGGAUCCUGUGGGUCAGUUGCAAUGGCAGAUUUCUUCUCUUCCACAGCUGCCGGUGGAUCCCUCCCUAGCUUACCUCCUGUCCUCGAAGCAUCUGCUGCAUUAUAUCACCUGCUAUCUAUUGUUGACUCGUCUCUACACAGCCACCUUGUUGAGCUCGGGGUCGAACCCCAAUACUUCGCGCUUCGCUGGUUACGGGUUUUAUUUGGACGUGAAUUUUCACUGGAAGACCUUUUAGUAAUCUGGGAUGAGAUAUUUGCAUCAGAUAAUAGUAAUUUAGACAAAAUUGCUGAAGAGGACAUAGGCUCCAGCUUUGGGCUCCUUAAUUCAGCUCGGGGAGCAUUUAUUUCAGCGAUGGCAGUUUCAAUGUUACUUUAUUUGAGAUCCUCCCUGCUUGCCACUGAACAUGCUACUUCCUGUCUUCAGAGAUUAUUAAACUUUCCUGCAAAUGUCAAUUUAAAGAAACUGAUAGAAAAGGCAAAGUCCUUGCAUGAGAUUGCACUGAAGUCUAAUCUCUCAUCCUCAUCUCCAUUUGGUGGGGUUUUUAACCAGAGCAAAUCAGCUGUUGUGAGAGGUCACAGCCUAUCAUCCGAUUCUAUUUCUCCAAAAACCCCUUUAAAUCUGGUACCUGAUAGCUACUGGGAAGAGAAGUGGAGAGUUUUACACAAGGCUGAAGAACUUGGGCAAGGUGAAUUAAAGAAACAAAUUUCAGCCCCGAAAAGAGGGUGGACAGAAAAAGUAAAAAUGAGUCUCUCCAGAACAGGAUCAUCUCCAGCAAAGGUUGAGAGUGGCAAAAAGGAAAGCAAGCCAUCUGUUAGGCGAAGUUUGAUUGAAGAUCUCUCUCGAGAACUGGGCUCAGAUGAAGACAUUGAGAAAGUAUGCUGUGAUGUAGUUUCAAGCCAGAAGGGCAAUCUCUCUGUUGAAGUUGAGGUUGAGGUGGAAGGUGACAACGAGAAGGAAAUUACUUGCUGUGCUGAAAGGAGAUGUUCAAGUGGGAAUACUGGCAGUGAAGAAAAUUCAUCUAUUUUUUCGGACCCAACAAGUCCUCUUAGUGGGGCUAAUGACCAUGAAAAUUACUCUGACAAAAGUAGUGUUGCAUCAAACUUAUCCCUUGAUGAAAAUGAUGAUCAUUCAAUGACCAUCCCAGAUGAUCCAUCUCUUCCAGUUUCUGAUCACCCUGAAGAUUUAUGCCAAAAAUCUGGAUGCGACAAUGGCUCCCCAGAAAAUGCAGUGAUAGGUUUAAAAGAACGAAAGCCUCUUUCAGGUAAAUUGCAGUGGUUUUGGAAGUUUGGGCGGAAUGCUUCUUGCGAGGGUACAUCUGAGAAAGGAGGAGGUGCGCUUGAGGCUACAAAAUCUGUUAGCAGUACAGAUAACCAGGAUAAUACUGCUGGCUCUCUGACUGCUAAUGCUUCUUGUAACUCUUCUGUUAGCUGCAAAGGAGAUGCUAUGGACCAGAAUAUGAUGGGUACUUUGAGGAAUCUUGGACAGUCUAUGCUUGAACAUAUUCAGGUAAUUGAAACCGUCUUCCAGCAAGAUCGGGGUCAGGUGGGAUCAUUGGAGAACUCAUCUAAAAAUGGCUUGGUUGAAAAAGGACAAGUUACGGCCGUGACAGCUCUCAAGGAGCUACGGAAAAUCAGCAAUCUUUUAUCCGAGAUGUGAGCUGCUUGCUUUUUAUUUACAUCGACCUGUAUAUAUAUAUAUAUAUAUAUAUACAGGUCUUGUAAGUUGUAAUUAGUAAUUACUAUUCUUUGGAGCCAAAAUAAAACAGAGUUCCUUCAUCUUCUUUCUUCCGCAUUUUAUGAUAAAUUUUUAAAUCUGAAUUUUAAUGUCUUAGAGAGACCAACAUGUAUAUACGAGUAUUUUGUGUAAUAAUUUUGUAGAUUAUAAAAUGUCUUUAGAGGA